AUAGAGCAAAUGUUUGCCUAUUUGAAGGCAGGGAGCACACAAUAUCAUCCGAUUUUAUUUUAUCGAAGCCAGAGUCAAGUACACUGCGAGGAUACUGAGGAGCUCAAUGGAGUCUCCAGUGGCGCUCAUCCUAAUCCUGGCUGCACUAAGCUUUGCAGAUCAGGUGCACAGCCAAACCAUAUAUGCAACGGAGAACCCCAUCCCAGUGGGAAGCAAUGUAACACUUGUCAGCAAUUUCAGUGUCACAACAGGAGGAUGGAUAUUCAACAGCCAGCAUAUUGUGUUAACAUUGGCUGGAUAUGUUAAGAUAGCCAAAGCCUGGAUUGACAGAGUAACUUAUGAUAAAAAUACUUCAUCACUGACCAUAACAUCAUUAAAACUGGAAGACUCUGGAGUCUACUCUUUAGAGGAAAUUGAUGUUUUCACUUCUCAGUUAACACUUAGAGUCGAAGAGCCUGUUUCAAAUGUGACCGUGCAGGCAAAAGCAGCCAACCUGGUGGAGUUCAAUGACACAGCAGUACUCGUGUGCUCUGUGUCUAAAGGCACACCCCUGUCAUUUGCAUGGCUGAAUGGCAGCUCUGUGAUCACAGCCAAUGGAAGAGUUCAGCUCAGCAAUGGAAAUACCACUCUCACUAUAAUGAAUGUGACCCGCUGUGACCAUGGGCCAUACAGCUGCCAGGUGUUUAAUGAUGUCAGCAAUGAAAUCAGCCCCUCUGUAAAUCUCACUAUCAGCUAUGGUCCAAGUAAUCCAAAGAUGAUGAUCAUGCCGCAAAUUAGCAUAUACAAAGGAGGAUCUAAUAUCACACUGACAUGCUCAGCGGAGUCCAGCCCUCCACCGGUGAUCCAGUGGAUGGUUGAUGGAGUGUACUUAAACCAAACUGGAUCCAUGCUUCAACUACAGGAAGCUUAUGAGAGAAACUCAGGAAAUUACACAUGCCUCCUUCACAAUACAGUUACAUUCAGAUUCGCCAGCGCAACUGCGGCGAUCCAGAUUGUGGAUCCUGUGACAGCAAUGGUGGUGAGUCAUGCUCCAGCAAUACUUGGUGAGAAGUUCUCUCUGCUGUGUGAAGUGACGGGAACUGCUGACAUUAUUAUUUGGUGGAGAAAUGAUCACCUUAUUUCUGCCGACAAUGAAGCAACAUUUAGUAUGGACAACAAGACACUGACUCUCAACCCAGUCCUGCUCUCACAUGGUGGAAAUUAUCAGUGUCAGGCUUUCAAUUCUGUAAGCAACAUGAUCAGCGACUCCUACACAGUCACAGUUAACUAUGGACCAGAGAUGAUAAGUGUUAUGGGACCAAGUUUGGCAAAAGCAGGAGACAAUGUCACAUUCAGCUGCAAUGCAACAUCUACUCCCUCCAGCCUGUACAUGUGGUACUUCAAUGAUGUUCUCGUCUCCACUGAGUUUGAAUAUGUCACACCUGCUCUGACAUCCAACAUGAGUGGGCAGUACAUCUGCGUGGCCUUCAACAGCAUCACUGGCAAAAACAUCUCUGUCAGCAAGCAGCUUGAUGUUGUUGAUCCAAUCCAAAAUGUAAAAGUAGACACACAAAUGUUGUCUGCCAAAGAAGGUCAUUCCUAUAAUUUAACAUGCAGUACAAAUGCACCUGCUGAUUACAUUUACUGGAUGAAGAAUGAGCAGCCACUGAAUGAAAGCAGCACAGUUGUUUUCCACAUGCAUAACCAGACAGUCAACUUUAAUCCAGUGGAGCGUUCUCAUGAUGGAAACUACCAGUGCAUGGCCAUUAAUAUGGUUUCAAAAAUGUUGAGCGCACCUUACACGCUCCUUGUCAACUAUGGACCAGAAACACCCAUCAUUGAAGGGCCAGCUUUUGCUCAAACAGGACAUCAAGCUGUCUUCAGCUGUUCUGCCGUGUCUGUGCCUCCCAGUCAGUUCUACUGGUGGUUUAAUGGAUCAAUUGUGGCCAAUACCUCAGUGUAUACCACUGAUCUUCUGUCUCCAAACAUGAGUGGAAAGUACACGUGUAGGGCCAUUAAUGAUGUGACAGGAAAGAACACCACAACCUCCGUGACGUUCACAGUCAUUGAUCCUGUGACAGCAAUGGUGGUGAGUCAUGCUCCAGCAAUACUUGGUGAGACGUUCUCUCUGCUGUGUGAAGUGACGGGAACUGCUGACAUUAUUAUUUGGUGGAGAAAUGGUCACCUUAUUUCUGCCGACAAUGAAGCAACAUUUAGUAUGGACAACAAGACACUGACUCUCAACCCAGUCCUGCUCUCACAUGGUGGAAAUUAUCAGUGUCAGGCUUUCAAUUCUGUAAGCAACAUGACCAGCGACUCCUACACAGUCACAGUUAACUAUGGACCAGAGAUGAUAAGUGUUAUGGGACCAAGUUUGGCAAAAGCAGGAGACAAUGUCACAUUCAGCUGCAAUGCAACAUCUACUCCCCCCAGCCUGUACAUGUGGUACUUCAACGAUGUUCUCGUCUCCACUGAGUCUGAGUAUGUCACACCUCCUCUGACAUCCAACAUGAGUGGGCAGUACAUCUGCAUGGCCUUCAACAGCAUCACUGGCAAAAACAUCUCUGCCAGCAAGCAGCUUGAUGUUGUUGAUCCAAUAAAAAAUGUAACCGUAGCUGCACCAGUAAUGCCUGCCAUAGAAGGUUCUCCAUAUAGCUUAACAUGCAGUGUAACUGGAUCUGCUGAUCACAUUUACUGGAUGAAGGAUGGGGAGAGACUGCAUGAAGACAACAGAACUGUUUCCUAUAUGAACAAGACAGUCUACUUUGGUCCAGUGGAGCGUUAUGAUACUGGAAACUACCAGUGUAUGGCUGUUAAUGCUGUUGGAAACAUGACCAGCCCUCCUUACAAGCUUAUUGUCAACUAUGGACCAGAAACACCCAUCAUUUAUGGGCCAGCCUUUGCUGAGAAAGGACGUCAAGCUGUUUUCAACUGUUCUGCCGUGUCGGAGCCUCCCAGCCAGUUCUGCUGGUGGUUUAAUGGAUCGAUUGUGGCCAGUACCUCAGUGUAUACAACUACCUCAUUGUCUUUCAACAUGAGUGGAAACUACACCUGUAUGGCCAUGAAUGAUGUGACAGGAAAAAACAGCACAAACUCCACAAUGCUCACAGUCAUUGAGGCCAUAGAGUCAGUGAAUAUCAAAAAUAACACAAUUCCAAUAGACAAUGCAAACUUUGAUCUCACCUGUGAGGUUAUUGGGCCUAUGACACGAUCUACUGGAUGAAAGACAAUGUGGUCCUCGGCAUGAACGCUUCUUCUAAUAAUCAUACAUGUCCUACAACACUGAAAACAAAAUGCUGCACUUCACUCCAGUGACAAUGUAUAGUGAUGGGACAUAUCAGUGUGUUGCUACCAAUAAGGCUGGUCGUCAUGUGAGCCCUGAGUACAGGCUGCUGGUGAACUAUGGCCCACUGAGUCUGAACAUUUCUCGUGCAAAUGUGUUCAUUAUUGUGACCCUGACGUGUGUGGCUGAUUCUCGGCCAGAUUGUGACUACUACUGGUUCUUUAACAAUCUGACGACACCACUGCAGAAAGGAUCUGUGAUCAUUUUCCCUGCAAACAAAGUGAAUGAGGGAAAUUACAUAUGCAAGGCAUGGAACCCUGUGACUAACAUCACAAUGAUCCAAAAUAUGACUGUCACAGCUCACGCCUCUACCAUCCACUUCUCAUACCAAGGCAGUUUGAUGAUGGUGGUUCUGUUUGCCUUGUCUACCCCCAUGUUGUUCAACUGAGACUUCUACACUUUCAAGUCUUCUGACAAUGAAAGGCCAAAAUCAGUAAAAUCAGUAGGAAAACACUGUGUGGUCCAUAUUCUUAAUUCUUAACAUAUCAGUUGUUUCAUUGGUACAAUGCCUGCUUUGUUUGUUUAUCUUAAAUUAUAGACUGAUCAGUAAAUACUUUUGUUAAUGUUAAUUUUGUGGUCACUGUAAUCACUCCCCUGGAACCAGUGAAGUGAACUCACUUGGAUGGUUUCACAAGGGGAAAGCAUGUGAGUGUAUUCCUCCUUACAAAUUGUAAUCACUCUGAAAACUUAACCAUAUUAAUCAUAUAUUUAAUAUUAUAUAAUGUGUAUGUAGAUGUAUGUUUUAUUGUACCUUGAUUCAUCUUAUUAUUAAUAAAAAACAGCAACACA
Messenger RNA from Archocentrus centrarchus (flier cichlid), 4111 nucleotides. RefSeq names its product carcinoembryonic antigen-related cell adhesion molecule 5-like. The transcript has 15 exons. The coding region runs from base 107 to 3202 and encodes 1031 amino acids. The record is from RefSeq and is a predicted model, not a curated record. Lineage: Eukaryota; Metazoa; Chordata; Actinopteri; Cichliformes; Cichlidae.